Teleopsis dalmanni is the source of this 595-nucleotide messenger RNA. RefSeq lists its product as uncharacterized. Bases 189 to 512 code for a protein of 107 amino acids. NCBI's taxonomy places the organism in Eukaryota, Metazoa, Arthropoda, Insecta, Diptera, Diopsidae. The record is from RefSeq and is a predicted model, not a curated record. The transcript is spliced from 2 exons.
AAUAAAUUCAUAUGACGGUUUCGGCUGAGAGUUACUUAGAGAGUCAAUAACUAAAUGAUAAUAUAUUUUGAUAUUAAUAUACUUUAUAGUGCAUUUACAAUAAAUUCAUUGGUAAUCACAAGUUUUGCUAAAAACUCAACCCGCAGAGAUUGUUUCGUUAGUUUGAGUUUAAUCUCAUAUUGAAGAAGAUGCAAUUUUUGCUGCGCGGUACACUUUUAUUAGCAUUUUUUGCUGUAACUAUUCACGGUUAUGCCUACACCGGAACAUUUUCCGAUCCAAGAUAUCCUGGUAAAUGUGUUAUAAAAAAUCGUGUUUUGUCACCUGGAGAAGUAUAUAAGUCAAGAGAUAUUUGUGAGACUUGGGAAUGUUACGAUGCAAAAGGGAGCGGUUGGGUUAAUGGGUGUGGUGUAGCAGUUCCUGGAAUUCCAAAUUGUGAGUUAGAGCCUUAUGAUACUCGUAAUAAACUACAUCCCGAGUGUUGUCCGGGACCCCCUUCAUGCAAAAAGGGUUGAGUGUCAUGCUAUAAACUCUCAAGACUUGUAAAUAGAGAUGGUAAUAAAACAAAUGUUGAAGUUAAUAAAAGAUAUGAUAUGAA